Molecule: messenger RNA, 492 nt
Organism: Kockovaella imperatae
Lineage: Eukaryota; Fungi; Basidiomycota; Tremellomycetes; Tremellales; Cuniculitremaceae
Exons: 2
Coding region: 1-492 (163 amino acids)
Source: RefSeq, a predicted model, not a curated record
AUGCUCCCUGUUCCUGCUGCAUCCCCGCUUUUCCUGGCUCUCUUCUACUCUAUCCUCUUCCUUGCAACCUCCCCUUCAUCACCAUUCGUCGACUCUCCAAUACCGCCUGCCCUCUCAAGCCUUUCUUCAUCUGCACCUCUGCCGGACCGAACAUGGCUCAGUGUGAACUCUGGCCGGGUACAAGAUCCCCAUCUGGCAGGAUAUCAACCAACCUACCCUUUCAACGAAACUGAUCCCGGAUCCCUUUUGACAUCGAAUGACGACCAGGAUCCUCGGACCAUCGACGACGAGAUACCGCCGAAUCAUGUCGACUGGCGAUACCGAGGCAUAGGGUUGAUCGUCGAUUUCGGGUGGAAACGCUCAGAUGCAGGUAUACGAUGGGAGCGAGGGUCAGUGGGCUUACGAAAGGAUACGAAGGAAGAUCGAUCAUUUGGCUUUCUGACGCGAUUCUCCCGCUUACUACGUAGAGGAGUCAGUCAUGGGGAUCAGUAG